Amphibalanus amphitrite is the source of this 2075-nucleotide messenger RNA. RefSeq lists its product as uncharacterized. Bases 54 to 1973 code for a protein of 639 amino acids. Lineage: Eukaryota; Metazoa; Arthropoda; Thecostraca; Balanomorpha; Balanidae. The transcript is spliced from 2 exons. The record is from RefSeq and is a predicted model, not a curated record.
UCUUCUCGUUAGCUAUUGACACUGCAGCCAGAGAAGUGAAAUCGGCCUUCAAUAUGUGGUAUUUAGACGAUGGAUCUAUCGGUGGGGACAUCGAUACCGUCUGCCGUGACCUAGAACGGUUGAUUCCAGCACUAUCAGCUAGAGGACUUGUUGUCAACCCUACAAAAUGCGAGAUCAUCCUGCCACGGUGCUGUAGUGAGCACCAAACGCGGUCUAUUAUAGAGCGUCUGCACACAUUUAUCCCUGGGGCUGCCUUAGUAAAAGACAUUGAAGCCAGGAUGCUUGGAGCGCCAAUGAUGGAUGCGGCUGCCGAGAAAGUAAUGGCGGAGAAGAAAAAUGACCUGGAGCGGAUGGUGGACCGGCUACAGCACAUAGAUGCGCACUCGGCCUUCUAUCUUCUGAGAAAUUGUCUGUGGAUCCCGAAACUCCAGUAUAUCCUUCGAGCAGCCCCUGUGUACAGGCGACUAGAUCUCCUGCAACCUCUGGACGAGACGCUCCGCGCUGCAGUUUGUAGCAUUACUAACGUCGCCUUUAGCCAGGACAGUUGGACACAGGCAGUUUUACCGACUAGAUAUGGCGGACUAGGCAUCAGACGCACGCAAGACCUUGCACUUCCAAGCUACGUAACAUCCCUUCACCAUUGUAUGCAGCUGCUGAUGUCGAUGCUGCCCGGAUCGCUACGCGCCAGACUGUCGGCGGAACAAGAAGUUACCUUGACGGACUGGAGGAUGGCGGCUGAGCCAGCGGAACCUCCAACAGGUGACGCUGCACGAAGUCAGCGUGCAUGGGACAGCGUACUAGCCGACAAAGUGCGAAGCAGCCUACUGGCCACCGCUACCCAGGUAGAGCAAGCCCGUCUUUUCGCAGCAGGGACGGUGGAGAGCGGAGCAUGGUUGCACGCCUUGCCCUCAGCCAGCCUGGGCACGCUGCUGGACCCUCCCACCCUUAGAGUCGCCGUUGCUUUGCGCGUCGGAGCUGAAGUCUGCCAGCCACAUAGGUGUCGUUGUGGCUCCCUGGCCGACAGUUUGGGACACCAUGCGCUGACCUGCCGUCUGAGCGCGGGACGUCAUCCCCGCCACACCGCGCUCAAUGACGUGAUUAAGCGUGCCCUGCAGACUGUCGGCUUGCCAUCUCUUCUUGAGCCCACCGGCAUCGAUCGUGGUGAUGGGAAACGGCCGGACGGCUUGACGCUUUUCCCAUUUACUGAGGGAAAAUCGCUCGUGUGGGAUGCCACUUGCGUCAACACCUACGCGGCUUCCCAUCUGCCGGCCACCGCCGCUGCUGCCGGCGCUGCAGCCAGGGACGCUGAGGAGAGAAAGAUGCGCAAGUACUCGGGACUGGCUGAUCGGUUUCAAAUUCAGCCUGUGGCAAUUGAAACUAGUGGCGUCUACGGCCCGGCAACAAGCCGCUUCAUAAGCCUUUUAGGUGGCCGUUUAGUCAGCGUGACCGGCGACGCGCGUGAAUCGUCCUGGCUGCGACAAAGACUAGCGCUGGCUGUAGUCCGUGGCAAUGCAGCGAGUGUCCUCCAUUCGCCAUUUAGCUCUGGUCCCCUGAAGCAGGCAACAGGCGAAACGCACCUCACUGAUCCGGCAGAGCGCCACCAGCUCCACGUUGACCCUGAGUGGGCUACCACACCGGAUAACACCGCUAGCCGGUCAGCACCCCUCUCAGAGUCACAGGUCGGCGAGAACAUAGAGUUAUGCUACACCACCACCAGUCCACACCAGUCCAACAGUCACUCUCCACCACCUCCAUCAGAUGACAUCCCUAGUAUAUCCGCUCGUUUGGCACGUUAUCGUGAACUGUUCAGUCGAAUGAAACAAGAAUUCACGGAGCAAAGACUCGAGAACAUGACUAGCCGCGACGUUAUGGCCGAUCCGGAGCUAGCCUACUACUUAACGCGAAAAGCAAAGGAUCGAGCCGUGGACGCAGCAAGUCCAGAGGUUCCAAGAAGGUCGCUAACACCGUGUUGAAGAAACGCCGCGUUGUGAACAAGAAGUCGUGCUAAAUGUUCCAUCUCUCGUAACAAUCAUACGCCAGUUUUGGAAUUUUGUUGUGCUUUUCACCUGCAUAGC